Didymodactylos carnosus is the source of this 2877-nucleotide messenger RNA. The record is from the annotation of a GenBank genome assembly. NCBI's taxonomy places the organism in Eukaryota, Metazoa, Rotifera, Eurotatoria, Philodinida, Philodinidae.
AUGUCCACAAUAUCGAAUAUAAAAGAUCGUUGUCGGUUAUGUUAUACAUUAUUAAAAGACACAUUUCAUUAUAAACUUUGUACACAUCAUUUCUACAAUAUUUAUACAUUACGCGAUCUAAUACCAACAGCAUCAUCACCACUACUACCCACUUUUUCAUCAUAUCAUCCUCUUCACCACUGGCACUCUUCAACGAAUCCAUUAUCGUGUAAAAUUCGUUAUCGUGAUUUGAUUGUACAAUAUUUAUGUAUUCAAUUGCCGGAUGAUAUCGAAAAUGAUCAGUAUUCACACAUUAUUUGUUAUUCAUGUUCUGAUUUAUUAAAUAAGCUCUAUUUAACGUACCAAACAUUUUCAACUACACAAAAAUUAUUAUGUUGCAAAUAUCGGAAGACACUGCAAAUUGUUAAUCAACAGCUUCAUUAUUACGAGCUCAAAGUAUUAACAAAAAAAUCCGUGUCAAUAACAGCAAACAUUGUGAAGAGAAAGCGUUCCUACUCAACAUCUGACUUAUUAGUCAAAUCAAAACAAAACGAACAACGCUGUCGUACACAAUCCGUAUCAUUAGCAAAAAUAAGCAAUUUUGAACCGCACGUUUUGUCUUGUAAAGAAAAUUUAGAUUCAUCAUCAAUGGAAUCAGUAAUUUCAAGUGAAACAAUCGUCACGGCAGCAGCACAAACAGAAGCCGCGACAGUGUCGACAACAACGCGUUCAAAACGAAAAAGCGCACCAAAACAUAUUCAAUUAAGUAAUAAUACAAAUAAUGGAGCAAAAAGUCUACAACUGAUCGUUAAAAUGCCAACAACACUACUAAAAACGACACAAGAAAAAAUGACGACAAGAAAUUCACUAUUUCAACAAAAGAUAUUGACAUCAUCAAUAUCAAAAUAUCGAACAAGUCCAAGAAAAAAACUACAUUCAAAUAGUGAUAGUCAUGAUAACAGUACAAGUCAAAAUAAAAAGAAGAAAUUUAAAAAAACUUCAAAAAAAAGUUUUAUUGUCGAACAGUUAGAGAUAAAAAAUGUUAUUGCACAAGCAAACGAGUUAAGCCCAUUAUCUAUGAAAACGAAUGGUGAAGAUAACAAGUCAAGUAUUAAUAAUUAUCGUUGUAUUAAUUUAUUGAAAGAAACAGUGAAAAAGAAUGAUUUAGCUAAUACUAGCAAUUUGUUAUUUAAUGAGCACAACGAUGUUCGAACACCAACAGCAAAUACCACUGAUUAUUAUGAUAGAUCAUCGAUAUCAACAGUUCAAUCACCUCUAAACUUAUCUAAUUCAACAAUCACACUUACAUCGGCCUCAUCUUCCUGUUCAUCUAGUCGUUUAUUAAAUUCAUUCGUUGAUCGUACAAUGAAAGGCAAUCAAAUUGAAAGAAUAGCUGCAUUAUUACUUCCGAAUACAAAUACACUUGAUGGUGAAUCGAACAUAAUGGGCGAUGGAGGAACAGACAAAGAUACGAUACCGUCCAGUAAACAAACUCCAUCAGUUGACAUAGGAGAUAAUACACCUUCAGUAUCUUCCGCAACCUUGUUAGGCAAUCCAUCAAAUCAUAUAAGAACACGUGGUCGACGUAAAUGUGAUAAAAUACCAAUUCUGACGGUGAACAGUUCCAGUUCAAAAACCAGUCCAUCAAUAUGUGUUUCAACAGCACCAACUAGCCUUUUAUCGCCAUCUCCAUCACCAUUACUAUUGUUAUCGUCUCCUCCAUCUACUUCUUUGAGUCCAAGAACCACACCACCACCAGUUCUCACCUCCAUUUCACCAUCAAUCGUUCCAUCAGCACUGAAAUCGACAAGAAAAUCUCCAUCUCCAACGUUAAUAAACGACGAUCAAGAUGAUUCAUCCGUGUCAUCGACGCCAAGUAGCCACAGUAGUUGCAACGAAAGUAUUUCAACAAGAAAAACUGGAUCGCGACAAACAUCAGAUAGCAAACAACAAAAUUUAACGCCAAGUAUUUUAACAACGCCAACAUCGAACGGUUUAACGAUAACAGCGAUUAAUCAAACGGGGCAAAAGCAAAUAUUUAUGGCUAAACAAUUAGGAAAUUUGAAGAAGUAUCAAUGUGGUCUAUGUGAAAAAGUUGUUACAAAUAUUCAAAUACACGUUCGACGUCACACAAAUGAUAAGCCUUACCCAUGUGCAUAUUGUGAGAAAAGAUUUACAAACUCGGGUGAUUUACAAAUUCAUACAAGAAUACACACUGGAGAAAAGCCUUAUAAUUGUCCACUAUGUUUAAAAAGUUAUCGAACAAUUGGAAAUUUCAACAGUCACGUUAAAACCCAUGAUAGUGGUGUGCGUCCACAUCGUUGUGAUAUUUGUAAUUUAACAUUUGAUAUACCAAAAGAUUGGUAUUCACAUUUACGUUCGAGUCAUCGUUCAUUAAUACCGGCAAACUCAUCAAUAUCACCCACAUCAACAACUACUACUGUAACGACAACAAAUGCUCGAAAUUUUCUAAAAAAUUCAACAUCAACUUCCGGUGCAACAACGACAAUAACUCAAUCAUCAUCGGUUCAAAAAGAAACCGAAAUAUUUUUUCCAAAUAAAGUGAAAUUAGAACCAGUCGAUAAAUGCGAUGAAUUGAAUAAUGUUAGCGAUGAAGAAGAGGAGCAAGAAGAAACAGACGAUGAAGAAAUCCAUGAUUUAGAGGAUGAAAAUCAACGAUAUGAUGAAGAACCAUUAAAUUUUUCAAUUAAAACUGAUCAUAAUGAUAUUUUACUAACAUGUAACAAUAAUAUGAAUGACAAUCGUCAUAAGCGAACAAAACGCACAUUAUCAAAACUGGAACCAAAUAAAAAAAUGAGAAAACCAUCAUCACAAUAUGAUAUCAUUGAUGAUCAAUCAACAAAAAAUUUAUUAACAGCACCAUUAAUUCAUUCCUAG